AUGGAUGAUGAGUACUCUGCUUAUCAAACUGGAAUGAUGGUAAGCCUUCGGCAUUUAAAAGCAUUAUGAGCGGGCUGAUUGAGCAUAUAGGAAAGAUCUAUACCAAUAAAAUCUUUUCAAGCAUUGAAACUUUAAACAUUACAACUCAGACUGAGCCAAUUCAGGAAUACCAAAGCUUCAUAUCCUUCCUUUAUAUCCAUUCGAAUGUGAUUGAAAAGUUGGUUAUAAGAAAAAGACAAAUUGGAAAUCUAUUAGAGGCUGCAAUUGAUAUUGAACAUGAAGAACUUGUCAUAGAGAAUUAUAUGUCGCUUCAUGAAGAACACAUUUACUCAUUGGAGAAAAUACUUUAUCCCACGAUGGUUCUAACUCAUGCUAAAGAGAAAAUGAGCAUUUCUAGCUGUAAGUACAAGAAGCCAAUGUUGCAACAAGAGCCAAGAGAAGAGUACAAAGAUGGGUUUGACCCAGAGUAUAUGAUAGUUAACGAGUUCCAAUAUGCAGACCAGACCAACUUCAUUGUUGACUUCUUAAAGAUUACUAAACUUGAAAUUAAUGAUAUAAACCCGAACAUGUUGAUUGAUAAUGAUGAGAUCAAGAAGUUAAUUGAAAUCCCAACAUUGAAUGAACUCACCCUCAAUUAUGCUGGGUCGCAGGGACAACUCAAGAACAUCAACAUGAUCCUGGACAUUUAUAAACAUUGGGCCAAAAAGUCAGAAGCAAAUUCCUUGAAGUUUGGAUUUCAGCCUCAAGUCGAAGAUCCAGUCGACGAAGACAUUAAAAUGGCUGAUGAUAAUGAGACAACUUUCAUUACUCUUCACAACUGUAACAUCUGCUGCAUUGAUAAUGACUUUAAACGAAUGAUUAAUGCUCAUGAAAGAGAAGAGGAAUUUCAAAUUAAGUACAACACAAUGAAGAUCGACAAAAUUGAAAUUGAGUUUAUGAACAAAGAUGUUGUUAUUAAAGACAAACAACUGUUCAUUCAUGACUUUGUGUCAAUGCAAAUAACUUCGAAUAAGGAAGACUGUUUAAUGCAGAAAACUCAGGUUUGGGUCAACCAAGGAACACAAGGAAGCCUCAUCGUUAAGUAUAGAUCCUCCACUGGUUUGUCUCCGUACAUUAGCUUUGAAGAUAUUCAGAAAUACUCUCUUUAUAACAAUUACAGUGUUGAGGUUCAGAGUAUAGAAGACUUAGUUGAAAUGGCUGAAUUGCCCCAACUUCCUCUUGUCAAAGGUCUUAAGAUGAGUAGCGGAUUCAUCUUAUGGCAAGAAAACAUGGGGAUUCUUUACAAAUUGUUUACAAGUAAUCCAACAGAAGGUCAUGGAAGUGACUCUUGUUACAAAAUAUCAACUUUGCAAGAAUUUUCAGUAAAUAUAUCUACAACCUCGUUUGAGGAAUUUUAUGAGGGAAUUACCAAUAUUUUUAAUCUUCUUAACGGAAGAUAUUGCAGAGUUGUAAACAUUCACUGGAUCAAUCAAAAUGGUUUAAAUGAAAAGUCUUCAGAAGAAUUAUCCAAAGAGGAGUGUUGUUCCACCAGAGACACUAUAUACAAGUUUAUAUGUGGCAAUCCUUCGGUGACAGACUUUACUUUGUGCAUGAAUGAAGAAUUCCUUUCUUACAAGUCAACCUCAAAAUCACUUUACGAAAUUGACCAGUUCUUCACUGACGGACAAAGCAAGAUCAAAGUGCCAUUGAUACUCAAAGAGGCAAUCGAGAAAAAAGAGCUGAUUCUACAUUACCACAAGUACAAGAAGAGUUUGAUAUAAACUUUGCAAAUGAAAACUUAGUCCAAGAUGAAGGGGACCUUUAAGAUUGAGAAUAAAUAUUCAAUGAUGAAAA
Moneuplotes crassus is the source of this 1833-nucleotide messenger RNA. The record is from the annotation of a GenBank genome assembly. NCBI's taxonomy places the organism in Eukaryota, Ciliophora, Spirotrichea, Euplotida, Euplotidae.